GCUGCUGGCUGAGCUGCGCGGCUGUGCGCAGCGCGGAGUUUGCUUUGUGCCCGCGGUCGCGGCAGGACGGCCCGCAGCCAUGGAAGAGUUAAUAGUAGAGCUGCGACUGUUUCUUGAACUUCUGGACCAUGAAUAUCUGACUUCCACUGUCAGAGAGAAGAAGGCAGUAAUAACUAACAUUCUCCUGAGGAUACAGUCAUCUAAAGGUUUUGAAAUAAAAGAACAUGUGCAGAAACCAGAAGUUGCCAACAGCCUGCCAGCACCUCCUCAAAUGCCUCUGCCAGAAAUACCUCAGCAGUGGCUGCCACCAGAUAAUGGGCCUCCGCCUUUACCGACGUCUUCCCUUCCCGAAGGCUAUUAUGAAGAGGCAGUGCCGCUUAGUCCUGGGAAGGCUCCUGAAUAUAUCACUUCCAAUUAUGACUCAGAUGCUAUGAGCAGCUCUUAUGAAUCCUAUGAUGAAGAGGAAGAGGAUGGAAAGGGGAAGAAAAUGAGACAUCAGUGGCCUUCUGAGGAGGCCUCUAUGGAUCUGGUGAAGGAUGCCAAAAUUUGUGCCUUCCUACUUAGAAAGAAACGAUUCGGGCAAUGGACCAAACUACUGUGUGUUGUCAAAGAAAACAAACUACUGUGUUACAAAAGUUCUAAGGACCAGCAGCCCCAGAUGGAGCUGCUCCUGAAUGACUGCAGCAUCACCUACAUCCCCAAAGACAGCAAAAAGAAGAAACACGAGCUGAAAAUCUCACACCAAGGAGCGGAUGCACUAGUUCUGGCAGUACAGAGCAAAGAGCAGGCGGAGCAGUGGCUAAAGGUAAUAAAAGAUGUGUGCAACAACUGUACGGGCACUGUGGACUCUGACGGGCCAUUGUCUAGUUCUCCGGUACACAAGACAGAGCUGGAAAAGAAGCUGUCAUCUGAGAGACCAAGUUCAGAUGGGGAGGGUGCUGCGGAAAAUGGCAUCACCACAGUGUGCAAUGGAAAAGAACAAGUGAAGAGGAAAAAAAGUUCAAAAACAGAAGCCAAGGGCACUGUGACUAAAGUAACAGGGAAAAAGAUAACGAAGAUCAUUGGUUUAGGAAAGAAAAAGCCAUCAACAGAUGAACAGACCUCAUCAGCUGAAGAAGAUGUUCCAACAUGUGGAUAUCUCAAUGUGCUCUCAAAUAACCGUUGGCGUGAGCGCUGGUGCCGAGUGAAAGACAAUAAACUCAUUUUCCACAAGGACAGGACAGAUCUGAAGACACAUAUUGUUUCUAUCCCUCUCCGUGGAUGUGAAGUCAUCCCAGGACUGGAUUCAAAGCAUCCCCUGACCUUCCGGCUGCUUCGAAACGGGCAGGAGGUUGCUGUGCUUGAGGCAUCUUCCUCUGAAGACAUGGGCAGAUGGAUAGGGAUGUUGCUUGCAGAAACGGGAUCUUCGACAGACCCUGGAGCUCUGCACUAUGACUACAUCGAUGUGGAAAUGACAGCAAGUGUCAUCCAGGCUGCAAAACAGACCUUCUGUUUUAUGAACAGGCGAGUUAUAUCCACAAAUCCAUACCGGGGAAGCACUGCCAAUGGCUAUGCAUGUCCGAGUGGAAUGGCACUUCAUUACGAUGAUGUUCCCUGCAUAAAUGGAUCGUGGGAACCAGAAGAUGGCUUUCCUUCUUCUCGUAGCAGGAACAUGGGAGAAGAAAUGCUUUAUGAUAACGCAGGCCUGUACGAUAACUUGCCGUCUCCAAAAAUCUUUGCGCGCUAUCCGCCAGCUGACAGGAAAACCAAUAGGUUAUCUACUGACAAACUCUCCUCUAACCAUUACAAACACCCUGUCUCAUCCAAUCUGUCUUCUGCUCAGUCUGUCACUAAUACCUCUGCUGUGGGGAGGGGAUCUGUCUCGCAGUUUAAAGGCAAGAAGCCUCCUGCAACUUCUAACGGGAUCACUGCAAAAGUGAGAACAUUAAAUAGCCAACCGAAGAAACCUGACUCAGUGUCAUGUGUGAAGCGCACAGCAUCCAAUGCAGAACAGUACAAAUAUGGUAAGAAUCGCGUGGAGGCUGAUGCAAAGAGGCUACAGAGCAAAGAAGAGGAACUGCUAAAGAGGAAAGAAGCGCUGCGGAAUAGGCUGGCCCAGCUCCGAAAAGAAAGGAAAGAUCUACGUGCUGCCAUUGAAGUGAAUGCUGGCAGGAAGACCCAAGUGAUUCUUGAAGACAAGUUAAAGAAGCUGGAAGAGGAAUGUAAAACAAAGGAGGCUGAGCGUGUAAACCUGGAGCUAGAACUGACUGAGGUGAAAGAGAGCCUUAAGAAAGCCCUGGCUGGUGGCAUCACACUGGGCUUGGCUAUUGAGCCCAAGUCAGGAACAUCAAGUCCACAGUCCCCAAUUUUCAAGCACCGAACUUUGGAAAACUCUCCAAUCUCCAGUUGUGAUACCAGUGACACCGAAUGCUCAAUACCUGUGAACAGUGCAGCAGCUCUGAAGCGACCUCCCUCAUCGAAUAGUUCUCCAUGUCGGGGGCAUGUACUUCGAAAAGCAAAGGAAUGGGAGAUGAAGAAUGGAACAUAAGUACAGCAAAACCACUCACUUUCCAUAAAGGCUUUGCCUAUUAUGGACCACAACAUAGGCUGCAAAGGACUCAUCCGGUGUAUCAAGCGAUACAACAUAAGAGGUUUUAUAAUUCUGUUAAGUUAAUGGUAGCUUGGCGCUAAUUUGCCUGUAUUCCCUCUACUGUAUUGCUGUGUAACUACAUGUGCCCCUUUUUAUUACCUGUAACUCUUUAUUUCCAGCUUCACUGGUAACACAAAUGGAAACCAAAAAGCAAACCAACUGUAGUAAGUAAAAAGAGGCAUAUAGUUGCAAUUGAAAGUUUACUUUGCUGAAACAGUACAGACCAGCAAUGUGAAUUGCAUUGCAUCAGAUGGCCUGAACAGCACUGAAGACUGGUGCGUUAUUUAAGACAGAUGUGAACUCAUUUCAGAUAAGUACUCUUGCAGGUAACACUGCUUUGGAGAGCUCUGCAUGCCACAAGUGAGGCCACGUUGCUAUUAGCGGUCCAUGUGGCAAAAGAAAACUGAAGAAAUGGCUUCACAUGAAUGGCAUGACUUGCUUGGACUGGGAAGUGGGGAAUUCAUCACUGCUACUGCCUUGAUGGCAGUGAGAGACAGUGGAAUAACACAACUCAGCUGUGAAGAGUUUUUGGAUGCUUUUUAAGAUAGAUUUUUGUCAUUGGGAAAUAAAAAGCUUCCACACAUUGAAAAAAAUAGAUUUUAGUACAUUAGCUUUAUUCUGAGGCACCAGUCAUUUUCAAAAGUCUUGUUGUCUAGCAGUGAUUCAUUUCUGAUUUUGUUAGAAGGCAAACAGGUAUUUUUAGAUAUUGCUUCUUUUCUAUACUUUUUGAAAAAGAAAAAGAAAUGUAAUUGAAAUUAAUCCUCAACAGAUAAUGGCAACUCAGAAUAGCUUUUGAGGUCUGUCAUGUUUUUUUUUUUAAAUAUAGUAUUGUUAAACUUGAGUUAUAGAACACUGCUGUACUUCAUUUUCUUCAUCUUUUCAGACCUCAGCUGUUAUUUUUGAGGAAGACAAGACUGAAAGGAUGAUAAUUUUAAGUCUUUUUUAUAAACAUUUUUACAAAGAAUUGGGGAUUUUCUCAGACAGAAGUCGGAUUUCUAGGAAACAGUAUCUUGUAUUUUAGUCUGUGACAUUGUAGACGUGUUCAUCUUUGUCUCUAUCCGUGUCACUCCUGUGAAAUUACAUGCAUUAAAUUGCCAGCUGAAGCCUUUCAAAAUCUCAAGAUUGGCAUAAGACAGAGA
Messenger RNA from Lagopus leucura (white-tailed ptarmigan), 3768 nucleotides. It is a transcript of the gene AFAP1, whose product is annotated as actin filament associated protein 1. The transcript has 18 exons. The record is from RefSeq and is a predicted model, not a curated record. Gene Ontology annotation, molecular function: SH2 domain binding; SH3 domain binding. Bases 80 to 2527 code for a protein of 815 amino acids. NCBI's taxonomy places the organism in Eukaryota, Metazoa, Chordata, Aves, Galliformes, Phasianidae. Gene Ontology annotation, cellular component: cytosol.